Gadus macrocephalus (Pacific cod) is the source of this 3849-nucleotide messenger RNA. RefSeq names its product Ras interacting protein 1 (gene rasip1). Gene Ontology annotation, biological process: angiogenesis; signal transduction; negative regulation of Rho protein signal transduction. NCBI's taxonomy places the organism in Eukaryota, Metazoa, Chordata, Actinopteri, Gadiformes, Gadidae. The transcript has 16 exons. The record is from RefSeq and is a predicted model, not a curated record. Bases 605 to 3712 code for a protein of 1035 amino acids. Gene Ontology annotation, molecular function: GTPase binding. Gene Ontology annotation, cellular component: cell-cell junction.
UUUUGUACACUUUUUUUCAAUUGGGUCUGGUAGGAAUCUUAAUAAAUCAGUCAAUGGAGACUCAAACAACACAUCCUGUUGAGGGAAACAAAAUGAUCAUAUUGAGGCCUUACUUUCUUUUAAUUAGAAUGAUUUUAGUUUUUGGUUAGGAAGGUUCAUAUGCAAGGAGAGGAUUUUCCUGAGGGGAACUAUUGCUUCCUCCACAAUCCAGUGAUUCACCUGUUGAAGACUAUCCAAAGUCCCCAAAUCCUGAAAUCUGGUGGUAAUUCACAUAGUCAGUGAGCCAGUAACCCUUAGAGUGGGCAUUUCCCUUUAGUUGCAACAGCUCAACCUGCGUCCAACAAAAGAUGCUUCCUGUUUGGGGAAUGACAAAUUGCACACACACACACACACACACACACACACACACACACACACACACACACACACACACACACACACACACACACACACACACACACACACACACACACUUGCACAUGCACAUAAACACAAAGAAACACACACAUACACACACGCACACACACAAAUAAAAACACACAAACACACAUACACACAAAUCUUUCGGAGAUUUGCUAAUGCUUGGUCUAUCAGCUUUGUUUCUAUGCAACAUGUUGACAUCCCACUGCAAUGUUGGUAUUUCUUGCUGAUGAUAUCAUCCCAUUGUCUGGUUAUUCUUCCCUCGAUUUUCUUCGCACACAUUCCUCACAACAAGAUGGAGGAGUCGGGCAGUCCUCGCUUCAGAAAACUAAAUUUCCCAGUAGGCCUGUGGAUCCACUCUCCCAGGAAACAUUUUGCCAAGCUUGGUGGCCGCUGGCCCAGUGCAGUCUCCGUCAAGUCCACCACUAGCUCCGACGCGGCCUCCCUGUACGAGGCCCCGACAGCACCUCCCUCCUCCCUCUCGGCCUCCACCCCCUCGCUGGCUUCCCCCGCCCCAUCCCCGUCUCCCUCCCCGGCCUUCCUGCGACCCCGGCCGGCCGGGCCCCAGUCCCGGGCCAAGCGCCUCUCGCACCUCUUCCUGCGAGGGCGCUCCAACAGCGACCGGGACCGCGCGGUGGGGGAGAGGGAGCGGGAGCGCUGGGCGCACUCCGACGGCCCCUCGUCGCACCACUACCUGCCCCCGCCCUCCUCCACCACCCCGGGCCUGGUCAAGAUCUACGGGGAUGCUCUCUCCAGCGGGGCCAACUACCGCUCCCUGCUGGCCAACGCGCACUCCACGGCGCAGCAGCUCAUCGCCCAGGUCAUCACGCGCUACACUGAGCGCGAGCGCGAGGAGACGGAGGACGCAGUUCUACAGAAAUACAGCCCAGAGGACUUCCUGCUGUGUGAUGUCAUUGGAAAGCCCAUCCAAAGGCCAGAUGGGACCGUCCAAUGGGAGACCGAGUGCCGGAGGGGCGUGGCUUCCUGGGAAUGUCCCCUGUUGUUGGUGGACAUGUGGCGGCCCAAGGAAGGGUUUGAGCGGCGUUUUGAAAUGCAAAGAAAGGAAGACUAUGAGAGAGAGGAGAAGGAAAGGGAAAAGGAGCGAGAGAGGGAGGCAGAGAACUGCCAAGGUGUGCGCUUGAGGCGGAGCAGAAUAUCCUCGGGGGGAGGGUCAGAGGAGGGAGAGCGAGGUCAUCGCUCGAGAAACUCCGAGCUCAGGCGGAGCAUCAGCGACAUGAACCUCAGCCUGCGCCGUCGCCAAGGCAACCAUGUCCCAAACGACCCGCGUCUCGCCACUAACGCCCUUAGCAACAGUGGCGCGGAAGACAGGAAAAACACCAUGAGCAUGAUGGUCCCAAAGGGGGGAGAGACAAGGGGGUCAAAGGUCACCAGUAGAGCUGCGUGGACAAACCAGACGCAGGAGGAAGACAAGGACUACUCCAGCUGUGACCUGGAAGUGAUGUCACAGAGCUUGAUCCUCCCGCCCACCGACAGGCCCUAUUUCCUGCUGCUGCAAGGUUACAAUCAGAGCAAGGACUUUGUUUUGUAUAUCAUGGCGGGGCACACCCAUGUGUUUGGGAGGAAGCCCACAAUGAAGGAGCGAGAGAAGGACAGAGAGAGGGAGAGGAAGGGCAAGAGGCCGCUGAAGGUCGACACCUUCCUCUCUGCGCCCGACGUGCUCGCCAGACACUUACUGGUUAGGAGGGACUCCGCUGUUCCCGGGACCCCUCCUGGACAAGCUCUGAUGCGGCCCUUCAGAGGAGGGGCCGUCACACACAACGGCCUGGCCCUGUACCGCGAGGCCGCCCUGAAGCCAGGGGACGUGGUGGGUCUGGGGGGCCACUUUAUCUUCCUCUACCGUGACCCCCGCGUAACCCCCGCUCCCCCGCUGGCACUGGCCCUGCCCUGGCAGGCGGACGGCGGGCCCUCCACCUGCUGCCCCUCCGGGCUGCUCGACCGGCAGGAGGCGCUGAGGACCUACCUGGGGUCGCCCGAAGCCCUGCUGAGGUUCCACCCCCGCCACGCCGACAGCCUGCUCCAGGAGAUCAUCUCAAAGAACUCGUCUCCUGACUCAGGAGGGGGGCCCCUAGCCCCGGCCUACCUCCUGUCCAUCAUGAUCGACCACGCCUCCAAGCACCUCGACCCCGCCCUCACACCUCAAAUACUGCUCAAGGCUGCCAAUCUGAUCAAAGGAAUCGUCUGGGAUAACAUCAAGGAAUUUGGGGAUAAGCAUCCCACGCAAAACUCUACAGAACCAGAGAGUGAGCUCUGUGCCCCAAAUGUCCAGAAGCUCUCCUCUGACCUUCGACCUCUGAUGUUCUGGAUGUCCAACGCCACCGAGCUUCUUAACUUCUUCCAAGUAAAAGUCGAGACCAUGGAGAAAGAAUGGGAGUUUGAGGCACCCGGUGAUCCGGUGCUCUCAGCGGACAUGGACGUCUGCUCAGAGGCCCUGGCGCAGCUUGAUGAUGUCAUCAUGCACACCUUCCAGCAGUGUGUGUACCACCUCACCAAGACCCUCUACUCGCUGCUCCCAGCCCUCCUGGACACCAACCCCUUCUCCAGAGAGGAGAAGGACAAGGAGAGGGAUGGAGCGAGGGCUGCGGAGGGCGGGGACCCCGCGGGGGGCGAGGGCGAGGUGGACGACGUGUCCGCCCUGCCCCCCACCGUGGCCGGGCUGGUGGAGGUUUACCGCUGCUCCCUCACGCUGUCCCGCGAGGCCUGCCUCUCCCCCCCGCUCACCUCGCAGACGUUCGGGUACCUCUUCUUCUUCACCAACACCUCCCUGCUCAAUACGCUGCUGGAAAGAGACGGCCUGUUCUCCUGGUCCAGAGCAGUCCAGAUCCGCACCAACCUGGACCUGGUCCUGGACUGGCUGCAAGGAGCCGGGCUAGGGGACAUCGCGUCUGAGUUCCUGAAGAAACUAUCAAUCACUGUUAAUUUCCUGUGUGUGCCCAAGACCCGCCUCAUCCAGUCAUCGUGGGGUAGCCUGCUGGAGGAGCACACCUUGUUGAGCCCGUCCCAGCUGCACCACCUCCUCACCCACUACAAGCUGGGGGCUGCCCGGGCUCCUCCAGCCUCCUGGGCACCUCCUCCGGGAGCAGAGCUGAGUGGAGAUAUCUUUGAGAGCUUCCUGGACCACCCGCCUCUCAUCCUCCCCAACGAGACCCCCCGACUGAACCUCUCCCAGGCAAUCCCGAGCCCUGAACUCCAGAAGGAAGUGACACGGCUCCGGACCUUCCUGUGGGGACUUGACCAAGAUGAGCUCCCAGCCAAUCAGAGGACUCGGCUUUAAACAAGUCAAGAUAUGUCAUAUAUUUCAUAUAUAUAUAUUUCAAUGUAAGAGACAAUGUAUUGUCACUGAUAUGGCUUCAUAGAAUUUAUUUUAUGAUGGGUUAUUUUAAUAUUAAAAACCACCUUGUGUUUAUUUUA